Messenger RNA from Daphnia pulex (common water flea), 1482 nucleotides. Its product is annotated as putative ankyrin repeat protein RF_0381. Gene Ontology annotation, molecular function: protein binding. NCBI's taxonomy places the organism in Eukaryota, Metazoa, Arthropoda, Branchiopoda, Diplostraca, Daphniidae. The record is from RefSeq and is a predicted model, not a curated record. The transcript has a single exon. The coding region runs from base 1 to 1482 and encodes 493 amino acids.
AUGGAGAAAAUCAACAACAUGUUACGCCAAGGUGUCGAUAUCAACUGCGUAAAUAAAGAAGGGUUGACGCCACUUCUCCAACUGAUAAAGAAUGGCCAUUCCAGGAAAGAUUUGAUGGAAGUUAUUCGAAUCUUGUUGUAUCAAGAAAGAAUAGACGUGAAUUGUAAGGAUCAAGAAGGAUGGAAUGCCCUGUUUUAUGUGUGUCGGCUCUAUCACCAGAAGAACCUGGUCGACAUCGUCAGAUUGUUGAUACAUCACGGAAUCGACGUUACCUGGAAAAAUCAAUUACGCCAAAAUGCCUUAUUGAUACUGUGCCUGCAUUACCCACAAGAAAACUUGAUAGAUAUUGUCCGUCUUUUAAUUGACAACGGCAUUGAUAUUCACUGGCAGGACAAGGACGAAUGGAAUGCCCUAAUGUUUUUAUGCACCAAUUAUUCCGGUGAUAAUUUGAUUGAUUUAGUUCGACUCCUUAUUGGAAAAGGAAUCGAUGUUAACUGCAGAACACAAGUAGGAUGGAAUGCCCUACAUUGCUUGUGUAAAAAUUACCAGAAUAAUAACUUAAUUGGUAUUGUUCGACUCCUGAUUGAGGCCGGAAUCGAUAUCAACAGCAGAAACAAUGACGGCUGGAAUGCUCAACAUUGCUUAUGUAAAAACUACAAGAAUGUUAACUUAAUUGAAAUUGCUCGAAUUUUGAUUAGAAACGAAAUCGAUGUUAACUGCAGAACCCAAGACGGAUGGAACGCCCUCCAUAUUUUAUGUGGAAGUUACACAGGAAAAAAUCUGAUUAACGUAGUUCAACUUUUUAUCGACAAUAGGAUCGACGUCAAUUGCAGAACAAAAGACGGGUGGAAUGCUUUACAUAGCUUGUGUAAAAGAUAUAAGAAUAUUAACUUAAUCGAUGUUGUCAGACUUUUGAUUAAGGCCAGAAUUGAUAUCAACUGCGUCAAUCACGACGGAUGGAACGCCCUCCAAAUUCUAUGUGGAAAUUACGAAGAAGAAAAUCUGAUUAACGUAGUUCAGCUUUUCAUCGACAAUGGGAUCGACGUCAAAUGCAGAACCAAAGACGGAUGGAAUGCUCUUCAUGGCUUGUGUAAAAAUUACAAGAAUAUUAACAUCAUUGAUUUAAUUCGGCUUCUGAUUAAGGCUGGAAUUGAUAUCAACUGCAGAAACCAACGCGGAUGGAACGCCCUCCAUAUUUUGUGUGCAAAUUACGCGAAAGAAAAUCUGACUGACGUAGUUCAGUUUUUUAUCGACAACGGAAAAAUCUACGGACAUAGCGGCUGGAAUGCUCUUCUUAUUCUGUGUAGGUACAAUUCAAGCAUCAAACUUAUCGACACACUGCGACUGUUGAUUCGAGCUGGGAUUGACGUGAAUUGCCAGUCAAAAGCACCCAGUCCUCAAUUUCUUAUUCGACAAAAUUACAAACAAGAAAACAUGGAAGAAAUUAUUGCGCUUCUUAACAAAAGGAGUUUACCGAUGUAA